AUGGCAGCAACAGCAGCAGCAACAGCAGCAACAGCAGCAGCAACAGCAACAACACAAGAAAGCCAGAGUGACGCCGUACAAAAAAACUACAAAAUAGUACAAGACGUCGGCAACUUCACCGCGACCGAAGCCCAACGUCCAGACUUCGACCACGCCAAGCACAUUGAAACCACCAAAUCGCCCUACCCGACCUGGGACUACGGACAGGGGGUACCCGACAACGGCGCCAGUCUAUUGCAAGAGCAUCACGAAGUAGACCCCUACGCACCGGACCGGCCCUCGGUGAACAACUACCGGCUCCUCGUCUCCGCCAUCGCGCCCCGACCCGUCGGAUUUCUCAGCACCGUAAAUUCACAGGGCCAGAAGAAUCUCUCCCCCUUCAGUUACUUCCAAGUCAUUGACCAUGACCCCCCGAUGUUCAUCGUCGGGUUCUCCUCCCGUCCGGGACGAGUGAAAGACACGUACCGCAAUCUCAAGGAAACGGGCGAAUGUGUGAUCAACACGGUGUCCGAGAACAUGAUCGAAGCUGUUAAUGCGACCUCGAUCGAUGCGCCGUAUGGUGUUUCGGAGUGGGAUGUUUCGGGUCUGCACGAGGCGCCCUCGACCACUGUUAAGCCGUCGCGCGUGAAGGAGUCGGUGUUCAGUGUCGAGGGUAAGGUGAUCGAUAUUAAGGAGUUUGCGGAUCAUCAGCAGCCGGGGAUGAGUAUUGCUGCUACGGUGUUGAUUAGGGCUACGCGGUUCUGGGUGAAGGAGGGGACUGCGGAUGCGGAUUUUAGCCAUAUUGAUCUGGAUAAGUUGAGGCCUGUGGGACAGUUGGGGGGCGUUUCUUAUGGACGGGUUGUGUCGACUUUUGAACGGCCGAGGACGAAGUGGAGUAAUGAAGUGGUGAAGAGUGAGUUGUUGGCUAGGCUGGAGGAGGAAAAGGGGGAGAAUUGAUAGACUCUUGUUUGUGGAUAGAUGAUUUAGUAUAUAGUUGGCAUUGUGUCGGUAUUUUGUUUUCUGCGUUGGCCUGUCUCCUUUUUCUUUCUCUCUCUCUCUCCCUUUUUGUGGGUCUUCUCUAGAUAGAGGUUGGAUGUUGU
Aspergillus caelatus is the source of this 1079-nucleotide messenger RNA. Its product is annotated as flavin reductase family protein. The transcript has a single exon. Gene Ontology annotation, molecular function: FMN binding. Bases 1 to 936 code for a protein of 311 amino acids. The record is from RefSeq and is a predicted model, not a curated record. Lineage: Eukaryota; Fungi; Ascomycota; Eurotiomycetes; Eurotiales; Aspergillaceae.